Molecule: messenger RNA, 2838 nt
Organism: Drosophila mojavensis
Lineage: Eukaryota; Metazoa; Arthropoda; Insecta; Diptera; Drosophilidae
Product: putative helicase MOV-10
Exons: 2
Coding region: 359-2602 (747 amino acids)
Biological process (GO): regulatory ncRNA-mediated post-transcriptional gene silencing
Cellular component (GO): P granule; cytosol
Molecular function (GO): ATP binding; helicase activity
Source: RefSeq, a predicted model, not a curated record
AAAAAAAAAAAAAACAUUUGCUGAAAUAAUGCAGUUUAAAGCUUUGUUUUUCUACAUACACAUAUGGACAUACAUAUGUACAUAUGUAUGUACAUAUAUGGCUAACAAAUAAAGCCAUGCAUGUGUGUAUGUAUAUGUAACUGCGCAGUUGACAAAGAAAAAAGGCUUUAACGGUGAUUUUUAAGAAAUCUAAGGAAAUACAAACAAACAACGAGCCGAUGCACUGCGAAAUUAUUUAUCAUCGGUAUCGAUAUAUCGAUACGUGAAGCUUUGAGGAAAAGCUAACGCUUGCAAUUCGGGGACUUCACAGAACUGAUCAGUUUCGAAUUGAUCGCGAGCCUGACAAGACAGCUUAACGAUGUCUUAUUUGAUGCCGUCAGAUAAAAUGUUUAAAGCCUUCAGGGGAGGCUUUACGGACAGGGAUCUGGCAGCAACUAGCACUGAAUUGGCCAGUUAUCUGCAUACGCGUGAAUUGACCCGCGAUAAUGUCGCCAAAGUGCUCGAAACUUUGCUUGGCAUUGAGGACAUAGCCGAAAUGGACCUGUAUGCGAAUCUAAUGCAGCACAGCUACCACGUAGAUUAUGAUAUGGCGCGUAAGGAAUUCUUUAUAAAUUUGAGGUCGGCGGGCAUCGCAAAUAGAGCCGAAGACGUUUUGAGCCCUGGCAUGGACGAAGUGGUGCUCGUGUCGGAGCAAAGUGCGAUGGCUUCACCCCUACCAGCAGAACGCAUCUUCUGCUUAACUCCGCACGAGUUCGAGAAUCUUCCUUGUGAACCAGAAACAAAUCACCGUCACGUUGGUAAAAUUACGAUGGUAAAACACAAAAAAGUUUGGUUUAAGUUGUGCCAAAAAGAAAUCAAGAAAAGUCUGGAAAUAGAAGAAGAAGAAGAUAUCCCCGCUCCGCCUAUAGAUCCGCAUUAUGUGAUUCAUAAAAAGUUCGACAUCAUCUUUCGUUCUUCUCGAAUACCAUUUAAUUUAAUGUAUAAUGCCCUAUCCAUGCUGGCUAAGUGCGAUGCUACGUGUCGAUACCUUUUUCCGCAAUCCAAAUCCCAGAGCUUGAAUCAUCAAAAAUCGUUGGACGAUCAACUUCAAACCCAUUCUUUAAUCAACGAAUCGAUAGCAACAAACCCUGAACAGUUGCUAGCCGUACGUCAGAUCAUAGCUGGGCCUAACAGUAGCGCGCCCUACAUUGUGUUUGGCCCUCCAGGUACUGGCAAAACUACAACUAUUGUCGAGGCUAUACUACAGCUAUGUCUCCAACGUGACGCACAUAUUAUUGUGACAUCUGGCUCGAACUCAGCCUGUGACACAAUUGCUUUGAGAAUAUGCGAAGCUCUUAAGGGUAAAAAAUAUUGGACAAAUUUAACGAAAAUGGAAUUUGUACGCAUUUACUCGGGUUCUUACAACAAGCGCAUAGAUCCAAAACUCCGAAAAAUGUUCAAAUGUUUGCGUCCAGCAGCUGGUAAAUCAUUUAUAAAUAUCUUGGAGCGCUGUAAAAUUGUUGUGGCUACAUUAUGCGGCGUUGCCCAAAUGUAUUUCUUGACUCAAUACAACAAAUUUUCUCAUAUUUUCAUUGAUGAGGCGGCCGCAUCGAUGGAGGCCGAGGCAUUGAUGGGCAUUGCAGGCGUUAAAAGUAUAAAUUGCCAUGUUAUACUAUCCGGAGACCACAAGCAAUUGGGUCCAGUCAUAAAGAAUAAACGUGCGGCAUCGCUGGGAUUGGACAAAUCCCUAAUGGAACGCCUGCUACUUAACAAGCUGUUCAAGGUGGACGACGAUGGCAGCUAUGAUACCAGACUGCAGAUACGCUUGCGGCGGAAUUACAGAUCCCAUCCUGAGAUCGUUGGCAUCUACAACCAGCUUUAUUACGAUAAUCAGCUAAUACCCAUGGCUCCGCUUCAGGUAGUUAACAAAGCCGCCAACUGGAGCUUGUUGCCAACAAAUGGAGAGUUUCCAAUCCUAUUCUGUGCCACGUACGGAAAAACGGAGCGCGAACACCAUUCCACUAGCAGCUUCAAUCUGCUGGAGGCAACGGCGGUCGAUUGGUUUGUGAAGCAUCUUCUAAAAGAUGGCCUCGGUGACGGUGUACAAGUAAUGCCGGACGAAAUUGGUAUCAUCACACCAUAUUUGGCUCAAUGCAAGCGCUUACAAAAUAUGCUCAGCUGGGACGUGGAGGUUGGAAGUGUGGAGAGAUAUCAGGGCCGUGAAAAGCCAAUAAUCAUUGUAUCAUUAGUUAGCUCAUUUAUGCGUCCUUAUUUUCUAUCUAAUCCCAGGCGCGUGAACGUAUUGCUAUCCCGUGCCAAGGAUCUGAUGAUACUGAUUGGCAAUCCGGAGAGUUUGAGCCAAAAUAAGGAUUUUCAACACAUCAUCAACAAAUGCAAGCUGCGUGGCACCUUUCUAGAGGACAUUAAAAAGGUCGAUCAGAAAAUUCGACUUGAAUCAUAUCACCAUCAUCAAAAAUCAGAAAGUCUGAGUGGAAAGGUGCCAAAGGGAAAGGUAAAGGCAGCCGAUGCAGCAGCAAGUAGCUCUUCCUCUGUCGCUUCUACGGACUACCUUGUAAACAAGUUAAAAGAUCUUGAUAUAUGGAGAGGACCAAACACCGCAUAGAUUUAAAAAAACGUAACAUUUUCAAAGCUACAAAAAUAAUCAGUAGCUAUAUUCUUAUAUAAUUAAUAUAAUAUAUAAUUUCUUAUAUAAUUACUGCAUGGUACAUAUACAUACAUAUGCAUAAAUACAUAAAUGCUUCAACUACACCAUAUAUAUAUAUAUUCAAUUUACAUAUAUUCAUUUCUCUGCCACAGAGUCAACCAUUUCUAUGAAUUCCCUUUUUUUGACAUGCAUAU